AUGGCCUCGCGGACGUUCCCCACGCCCUCGAGCGACCCUCCGGAGAAGGAGAUGCAGUACUUCCCCGCGAUGCUGUCGGCGCUGCCGUCGGCGUCGGGGGAGUUCCGGCGGGUGCUUUGGACGGGGCUGUAUUCGCAGCUGGUGCUCAUGACGAUCCCGGCGGGCGGGGACAUCGGCGAGGAGGUGCACACGGUGGACCAGAUCCUGACCUUCACGUCGGGGACGGGGCUGGCGCAGGUUGGCGGGCGGGAGCAGGCGGUCAAGGCCGGCGACCUGGUGGUCGUGCCCGCCGGCACCAGACACCAGUUCCUCAACACGGGGCCCGCGCCGCUCCUGCUGUACACCGUAUACUCGCCGGCCGAGCACCGGCCCACAUCCGUCCACAGGACGAAGGAGCAGGGCGACAGGGAGGAGGAAGAGGGUGUCGACGAGGCGCCUGGGUGGGCGCACAGGAGUAAACAGCAGAAUGAGAAGGAAGGCUGGGUCAAGGCGGAAGAGUAA
This is a messenger RNA of Truncatella angustata, 501 nucleotides long. RefSeq names its product cupin domain-containing protein. The transcript has a single exon. The record is from RefSeq and is a predicted model, not a curated record. NCBI's taxonomy places the organism in Eukaryota, Fungi, Ascomycota, Sordariomycetes, Amphisphaeriales, Sporocadaceae. The coding region runs from base 1 to 501 and encodes 166 amino acids.